Messenger RNA from Rangifer tarandus platyrhynchus (Svalbard reindeer), 1875 nucleotides. NCBI's taxonomy places the organism in Eukaryota, Metazoa, Chordata, Mammalia, Artiodactyla, Cervidae. The record is from the annotation of a GenBank genome assembly.
AUGUCUAAACACUUGGUGGCCUUGACAGUGACCACCCUUCUUGGUGUGGCUGUCGGGGGAUUUGUCCUAUGGAAGGGCUUCAAGCGCCGGAGGAGUAAAUCGAGCCCGGUGACCCGGCAGCGCCUGUUGCAGCAGCAGCAGCAGCAAGUGCCAGGUGGGAGAGAGCUGCCCGCUCCAGGAGAGGACCAGCUGCACUCCGUUGCCCCCAGAGCCUCAUGGGAAGAGAGGAUCCUCGGAGCGCAGGUGAUGACUGUGUCUCAGGAGGCGGAGUGGGAUCAAAUUGAGCCCUUGCUUAGGAGUGAGCUGGAAGAUUUUCCAGUGCUUGGAAUCGACUGUGAGUGGGUGAAUUUGGAAGGCAAAGCCAGUCCUCUCUCACUCCUUCAGAUGGCCUCUCCAAGUGGCUUCUGUGUCUUGGUUCGCUUGCCCAAGCUGAUCUGUGGAGGAAAAACACUACCAAAAACAUUAUUGGACAUUUUGGCAGACGGCACAAUUUUAAAAGUCGGAGUAGGAUGUUCAGAAGAUGCCAGCAAGCUUUUGCAGGAUUAUGGCCUCGUCGUUAAGGGGUGCCUGGACCUCCGAUACCUAGCCGUGAGGCAGAGAAACAAUUUGCUGUCUAAUGGGCUUAGCCUGAAAUCACUCUCUGAGACUGUUUUGAACUUUCCUCUUGACAAGUCCCUUCUGCUUCGCUGCAGCAACUGGGAUGCUGAGAAUCUUACUGAGGACCAGGUAAUUUAUGCUGCCAGGGAUGCCCAGAUUUCAGUGGCUCUCUUUCUCCAUCUUCUUGGAUACCCUUUCUCUAGGAAUUCGACUCUAGAAGAAAAUGAUGACCACAUUGUCUGGAGAAAAAUCUUAGAGAAAUGUCAGGAUGUGGUAGAUAUCCCAUUCCGAAGCAAAGGGCUUAGCCGAUCAGGAGAAGAGGUUAAUGGGGAAGCAACAGAAUCUCAGCAGAAAAUAAGAAAUAAGAAGUCGAAAGCUGAUGGAACGAUGCCAGGCAACCACCAAGGGAGAGACCCCAGAAAACAUAAAAGAAAGCCCCUGGGAGUGGGCUAUUCUGCCAGAAAAUCACCUCUCUACGAUAACUGCUUCCUCCACGCUCCUGACGGACAGCCCCUCUGCACUUGUGAUCGAAGAAAAGCUCAGUGGUACCUGGACAAAGGCAUCGGAGAGCUGGUGAGUGAAGAGCCUUUUGUGGUCAAGCUGCAGUUUGAACCUGCGGGCAGACCCGAAUCCCCGGGAGACUACUACUUGAUGGUUAAAGAGAACCUGUGUGUAGUGUGUGGCAAGAAAGACUCUUACAUUCGGAAGAACGUGAUCCCACACGAGUACCGGAAGCACUUCCCCAUCGAGAUGAAGGACCACAACUCCCACGAUGUGCUGCUGCUCUGCACCUCCUGCCACGCCAUCUCCAACUACUACGACAACCACCUGAAGCAGCAGCUGGCCAGGGAGUUCCAGGCCCCCAUUGGCUCCGAGGAGGGCUUGCGCCUCUUGGAGGAUCCUGAGCGCCGGCUGGUGCGCUCGGGCGCCAGGGCCCUGCUCAACGCCGAGAGCCUGCCUGCGCAGCGGAAGGAGGAGCUGCUGCAGGCGCUGCGGGAGUUUUAUCGCACAGACGCGGUCACGGAGGAGAUGCUUCAGGAGGCAGCCAGCCUGGAGACCAGGAUUUCCAAUGAAAACUACGUUCCUCACGGGCUGAAGGUGGUGCAGCGCCACACCCAGGGCGGGCUGCGCUCCCUCAUGCAGCUGGAGAGCCGCUGGCGGCAGCACUUCCUGGACUCCAUGCAGCCCAGGCACCUACCCCAGCAGUGGUCGGUGGACCACAACCAUCAGAAGCUGCUCCGGAAAUACGGGGAGGACCUUCCCAUCAAGCUGUCGUGA